Molecule: messenger RNA, 2070 nt
Organism: Capronia epimyces CBS 606.96
Lineage: Eukaryota; Fungi; Ascomycota; Eurotiomycetes; Chaetothyriales; Herpotrichiellaceae
Exons: 4
Coding region: 1-2070 (689 amino acids)
Cellular component (GO): nucleus
Molecular function (GO): ATP binding; RNA binding; RNA helicase activity
Source: RefSeq, a predicted model, not a curated record
AUGGCCGACUCUUUGAACCUCAACGGUCUUUCAUUGAACGACUCCAAGCACGCUCCACAGGGUCCGAUGAUUGGUGGUCGUUCUGCCUACAUUCCUCCUCACCUUCGCGGUCAGCCUGGUGCCCGCGCACCGCCAACCACGGGCAUGGAUGGAGCGGGUCCUCUUCCUGGAGGUGACUCGAUCCCUCAACCCGCAACACAGGGUGUGAACGGGAACGCAUGGGCAAACAACACCAAUAACAAUGGCAGCUGGGGCAAUGCUGCUGGUCCAGGCGCUCCUGCCGCUGCCGCUGGCGGUCCUCAGCCUAAUGGCUGGGCCGGCCAGGGCAAUCCUCGUCCUUUCAACCCGAAUGCAUACGGCGCUCCAGGCCAUGGUGGCGGUCACGGUGGCGGCUACAGUGGCGGCCAUGGCGGCGGUUACGGCGGCAAUUCAGCUCGUGGGUCAGGAGAUGGACAAUGGAAAGACGGACAACACAUCCCAGGCCCCGCAAAUCCCAAGGUAGAGCGAGAAUUGUUCGGCGCCCCUGACGACCCUUCCAAAUCUCAUUCUGGCAUCAACUUUGCCAACUAUGAUGACAUCCCGGUUGAGGCUAGCGGCCACGAUGUCCCCGAACCUGUCAACGCCUUCACGAACCCUCCUCUCGAUGAUCACCUUAUCGCGAACAUCAAGCUUGCGCACUACACCACUCCCACUCCUGUACAGAAGUACUCUAUCCCCAUCGUUAUGGGUGGCCGAGAUCUCAUGGCUUGUGCACAGACUGGUUCUGGCAAGACCGGAGGUUUCUUGUUUCCAAUUCUCUCACAGGCUUUCCAGCGUGGUCCAACUGGGGCACCCACAUCCGGCGGUGGUUUCCGCCAGCGAAAGGCAUUCCCUACUUCUUUGAUCUUGGCUCCUACUCGUGAGCUGGUCUCCCAGAUUUACGACGAAGCACGCAAAUUCGCCUACCGUUCUUGGGUGAGACCUUGCGUCGUUUACGGAGGUGCCGACAUUGGUACUCAACUUCGAUCCAUUGAACGUGGAUGUGACCUGCUGGUUGCAACACCUGGUCGUCUGGUCGAUCUUAUCGAACGAGGCCGCAUCUCGCUUGCUAACAUCAAGUACUUGGUUCUCGAUGAGGCCGAUCGCAUGCUCGAUAUGGGUUUCGAACCUCAGAUCCGCCGCAUCGUGGAGGGCGAAGACAUGCCCGACGUCCAAAACCGUCAAACCCUCAUGUUCUCGGCCACUUUCCCACGGGAUAUUCAGAUGCUGGCCCGGGACUUCCUCAAGGACUAUGUUUUCUUGUCCGUCGGACGAGUUGGUUCGACCUCCGAAAAUAUCACCCAGAAGGUUGAGUAUGUUGAGGACCAAGACAAGCGUUCUGUCUUGCUUGACAUUCUGCACACUCACUCUGGAGGUCUGACUUUGAUCUUCGUGGAGACGAAACGCAUGGCCGACACUUUGUCCGACUUUCUCAUCAACCAAGGCUUCCCGGCAACUGCCAUUCAUGGUGACCGUACUCAACGUGAGCGUGAACGAGCGCUGGAGUUCUUCCGCAAUGGCCGAUGCCCCAUUAUGGUGGCCACUGCCGUUGCAGCUCGAGGCCUUGAUAUCCCCAACGUGACUCACGUAGUCAACUACGAUCUCCCUACCGACAUUGACGAUUAUGUCCAUCGAAUUGGUCGUACCGGUCGUGCUGGCAACACCGGUCUGUCGACCGCCUUCUUCAAUCGUGGGAACCGUGGUAUUGUUCGUGAGCUUCUCGAACUUCUCAAGGAGGCUCACCAGGAAGUUCCCACCUUUUUGGAGAACAUUGCCCGUGAGAGCUCCGGCUUUGGCGGUGGUCGCGGCGGUCGUGGCCGUGGAGGCGGCGGCCGUGGUGCUUCUGCAACUCGUGACGCGCGUCGCGGAGGCGGAGGCAUGGGCGGUGCUCCUUCCUAUGGUGGUGGCUUCGGUGGUGGCUACAGUGGCGGUGGCUACGGUGGUGGCGCAGCAUACGGCGGCGGCGGCGGCAGCGGCGGGGCUUAUGGCGGUAACUACGGCGGCAGCUACGGCAACCCAGGCGGUGCCAGUGGCCCAUCGUCGUGGUGGUAA